AUGCUUAUCGACAAGCAUAUUGUUCGACACGGCGUAGUCCCCAAGCUCUCCCACGUUAAGAUUCGCGAGCUUUAUGAUGAUCUAGGCUGCACCGGCGAUGCUCAUGAGAAGUACACCUUUCACAAAAUCGAGGAUGCCGUGAAGCGCCGUGCCGGAAAGUUUCGGAAGAAACCCUACACCCCGCAUGAGGAGAUUGUCGUCGUGGACGAGGAUGAUGGAGGUCCAAAGGACUCUAUCUGGAAGUAUCCCAAGUGGAUGCAGGCGUGGUUGAAGCCCGACUGGAUCGGAGACGACACUCCGCCCGCUCCUCCCGCUGCGAAAUCCGCCACUCUCGCCAGUGCCAAGUCUGCCAAAUCCAUCACUGCUGUAGUUGCCAGUGAUGUUGCUACUUCGUCUGCACCAGUCACUGGUCAGAACAAAAAUACUUCUCCUUCUCUACCUCUUUCGUUCCUCCAGCGAUGCGACGAACCGACGCCUCUCAGAUCGAACCAGACUUGGACCCCUACCGCCCGAGCCGAAGCUAUACUUGGUCGCGAAGCGAGAUUGCCGCCGCAGCAGGGGUUUCCGAGCGCGAACUUUGGACCGGACGUCAACAUCGAUAUGGACAUUGACAUGGAAGAUGCACCCGAUACCAGUACCUUCAUUCAACCGCGUGUUGGCCCAGUGAGACUUCCCUCGCCUCCACUGGAGACGGACGCAUUGCCAUCAUCCAACCCCUUCUUGACUCAACUUUCCGACGACACUGGUGUCAGAGCCGCAGCCGCAGACCGGGACCGGGACACCUUGCUUCAACUCAAUCCCUUCACGACUCGAAUUUCCAAUAGAGCUGAUGGCAGAGCCUUAGUCCAAGGAAGGGAUGCAUUGUCGCAAGUCAAUCCCUUGUCGAUCCGACUUCCCGACAAUACCGGCGCCAAAGUCAUUUUCCAAGACCGGGAUACAGUACCGUUUUCUAACCCCUUCUCAAGUCUACUCCCUGAAAACAACACUGCCAAAGCCACAGUCCGAGACUGGAACCAUCAGCAGAAGCAACCCAAGGCUGGCGAUAUACCCGCACGACUCACGAACCAGACUCGGAACAGCACGAACCCAAAUCGGGACCCGCCUCCUUCUCCGCCUCAUACCCCCUCCAAGUCAGCCUCCAAGUUGGACCGUGAUGCGACACACUUGGAAAACGUCUACAAGCCUGCCUUGGAAACUGAAGCAACAAGGCUAACAGCAUUACGAACCAUUCGUUCUCGUCCUGCUGUACCAUUUCUUCCACCCUCGGCUUUGGUGUCGGAGCUGCCGUCGUCGUCGUCACCACCGACUGCAUUGGCCACAACAAGGGCGACAGCAUUCCAGAGUACCCGUCCCCGUCCCCGUCCUGCUGCAUUGUUACCUUCAGCCCCAGCUUCAGGGUCGUUGUCGACCUCGCCGCUGCGGCCGUCAUCAUCCUUUGCCAAGCUCAAGCUCAGGAGUGCCGCAGUCCUACGUAUCCAAGAAGAGGUUUUUGACGCGCGCAUAGCGAGCUCCCUCUCCGGUACACCCGUCGUCUCUCGAGAGAGUCGGGAGCGUGCUCGCAUCAAUCUGGCCCAAGCACUUACGGAUCUAGCCGAAGUCGAGGCGGAGGUGGACAGCAUUCUUACCGAGGGACGUCGUCACUACUGGGGUUCGGACUUGGGUAUGGUGAUACCGAGGAUUUCGGACGGUAUUCUCUCAUUGUACCUGCGCAGAUCUGUCUGUCCUCCAUUUGUCUAG
This is a messenger RNA of Colletotrichum orchidophilum, 1737 nucleotides long. RefSeq lists its product as uncharacterized. The record is from RefSeq and is a predicted model, not a curated record. The transcript is spliced from 2 exons. Lineage: Eukaryota; Fungi; Ascomycota; Sordariomycetes; Glomerellales; Glomerellaceae. Bases 1 to 1737 code for a protein of 578 amino acids.